Molecule: messenger RNA, 825 nt
Organism: Miscanthus lutarioriparius
Lineage: Eukaryota; Viridiplantae; Streptophyta; Magnoliopsida; Poales; Poaceae
Source: the annotation of a GenBank genome assembly
AUGCCGCUGGAGAAAUGCCCGCAGUCCCCAGUUAUUUGUGAACAAAGAGUUCUAAUUCCAAACGAGCAUGGGGAGAAGCUUGUUGGUUUAUUACAUCAAACAAGUUCAAAGAAACUUGUGAUCCUUUGCCAUGGAUUCCGAGCCACAAAGGAUGACAGCAUCUUGGUUGACCUUGCUGAUGCCAUCACAAAGGAAGGAAUUAGUGCUUUUCGGUUUGAUUUUUCUGGAAAUGGGGAAAGUGAUGGUGAAUUCCAGUAUGGAAGCUACAGAAAAGAGGCAGCUGAUUUGCGCUCUGUAGUAUUACAUUUCUCAGAACAGAAAUACGACAUAAUUGCUCUUAUUGGGCAUAGCAAAGGAGGAAAUGCUGUGCUUCUUUAUGCUUCCAAGUACCAUGACGUCCCCAUCAUUGUCAACAUUUCUGGCCGCUUUGCAUUAGAGCGAGGUAUUGAGGGGCGCCUUGGGAAGAAUUUCAUGAAGAGAAUAAACAAAGAUGGAUACAUCGAUGUGAAGAAUAAAAAAGGGGAGCUGGAGUACCGGGUGAGGAAAGCGAGUCUGGAAGACCGGCUGAGCACUGAUACCCUUUUCUCCAGCCGUGCCAUAAGCAAAGUCUGCAGGGUUCUCACGAUCCACGGCGCCAAAGACGAGAUCGUGCCGGCGGAGGAUGCACUGCAGUUCGCGGCGAACAUCCCCAACCACGAGCUGCGCAUCAUCGCAGAGGCCAACCACCGUUACACCGGGCACGAGGAGGAGCUGGCCUCGCUGGUGCUUGACUUCCUCAGGUCCCAUCUCCACCAGGGCACGUCGCGCUUGCGUCCGAAAUUGUAG